CUGCGCGCCUGGCCCCGGGGACAGGCAGCGCUCUGGGUUUUCUUGGGAUUGAGCUUGGGCAUAGCCAGCGCGCGCGUGUGCCAGGAGGAGCUCCUCAGCGAGCCUGGAAGUGGUGCUCUUACAGCGACGGAACGGUAUUAGCUGCAGCUGGGGUCCCUCCGGACAGUAAUACCCCAUGCCACUGAAACAACUAGAGAAGAGCCCUCUUCCCUCCCAGAUUCCGGGUCUCAGUGACCUUUCAAGAGCUCCCCAUGAGAUGCCACGAUCUGGGUGCCACGGGAGGCGGAUCAAAGAGAAUGAUUCAGCCUACCUGAGGCUGGCAAAGCAAGGAGGCCGACCUGACCUACUGAAGCACUACACCCCUGUGGCAAUGAAGUCCCCUCCAGCAGCGUAUGCUGCACCUGACUGGUACUCACACUGCGCCAAUCCUACAGGGAUUGACAAGCCAUGGACUUGUAUACCUCGUGCAAACAAGCGUCAAAUCUUUGCCUUCAGGAGCUGUGUUUCUUCUCUGCCGGAUUAUAUGGUUCACAGAGAAUUUAUGGCUGAUGACCAUCCAGGUAACAGUUAUGAGACAAGAAGAGGGCCUUUUGACUUUGAUACAAAAAGUGUUUGGCAGCGGGAAGCUGAGGACAAAGAAAGUGCAGAGAAAAAGAAGAUUUCUCUAAUACAGGUAAAGCUCCCACCUAUAAGCCCUAAAUAUCCAAGCAGAAUGCCACCUGUUUCUACAAACAAGGAAUUUAGUGGAGCAAAUAAGCUUUCCUUCCCACCCAUGCCUGCUCAGAGAAAAAGUGAAGCAGUAAAUUUUAGCAAAUUAAUAAGCAACGGUUAUGGGACUGACUGGUUUCAGCAGUGUACUGGAUGGGAAAAAACGAUUGAAGAAACAUCAGAAAAUAGUGAGUGCUCUGAAGAUUCAGAACAAUCUGAAUCACCACCAGCAAGCAAUGAGUUAAAGCCACCAUUUCAGCGAUGCAAUAAGUAACUUGAAAGACUGCUGGGGAAACUAAAGCCUUGUGUUGCUUAUAUAGCCUUCUAUUUACAUGUUGGCUAGGUUAUUUUUGUAAUUUAACUCAUCCCUGAUUGAGAAUUUGCGAGAUGGAUGAACUUCAUUAGACUUGAUUACAGCAUAUUUUAAAGAACAGGCAACAGCUGUCAGUGCUUAAUCCUAGAGCUUUUCUUACUGUAAUAUACAAAAUAAAGCAAAACUGA
Molecule: messenger RNA, 1209 nt
Organism: Hirundo rustica (Barn swallow)
Lineage: Eukaryota; Metazoa; Chordata; Aves; Passeriformes; Hirundinidae
Gene: C1H7orf57
Product: chromosome 1 C7orf57 homolog
Exons: 7
Coding region: 176-982 (268 amino acids)
Source: RefSeq, a predicted model, not a curated record